UCCAAAAUCUAGAGAGACAGAGAUGUGUGGUUUAUUUGUAUAUGUGCUUCUGUUACUCCCUAUAGUCCUAACAUAUAUAUUCUUCCAUCGAAAGAGAAACCAAAACCAUGAUCGAGUAAAAGCAAAGCUUCCACCAGGUUCAAUGGGUUGGCCUUAUAUUGGAGAGACACCACAACUGUAUUCGCAAGACCCUAAUGUCUUCUUUGCUAGUAAACAAAAAAGGUACGGAGAGAUAUUCAAAACACAUAUACUUGGUUGUCCAAGUAUCAUGUUGACGAGUCCUGAAGCAGCGCGAUUCGUAUUAGUUACGCAUGCUAAUUUGUUCAAGCCAACGUAUCCUAAAAGUAAAGAAAAAAUGAUAGGACCAUCAGCUCUGUUUUUUCACCAAGGAGAUUAUCAUUCUCGUCUUCGAAAAAUUGUUCAAGGUUCAUUAUCUCCAGAAAGCAUAAAGGGACUUGUACCAGAUAUCGAACGUAUCGUAAUCACGACGUUAAAUUCAUGGGUUGGCAAUGAUAACCACAUUGUUAAUACUUACCAUGAAAUGAAAAAGUUCUCGUUUGACAUCGGCAUACUCUCAAUUUUUGGUCAGUUAGAUUCUUAUUACAAAGAAGAAUUGAAGAAAAAUUACUUCAUAUUAGAUAAAGGAUACAAUUCUUAUCCUACAAAUAUGCCAGGAACUCUAUAUAGCAAGGCAGUCUUGGCAAGAAAAAGAUUGAGUGAGAUUCUAAGUGAAAUUAUUGGUAAAAGAAUGGAGAAAAGAGUAGAGGAUAAAGAUCUAUUGGGCUGUUUGAUGCAUUCCGAUGACGAAAAGGCGGGAAGGUUGACGGACGAUCAAAUUGCUGAUAAUAUAAUUGGAGUUUUGUUUGCUGCUCAAGACACUACAGCUAGUGUUCUUACAUGGAUUCUCAAGUACCUCCAUGAUCACCCAAAACUUUUAGAAGCUGUGAAAGCUGAGCAGAAAGCAAUAUAUGAAAUGAAUGAUGGAGGAAGCAAACCCUUGUCAUGGUCUCAAACUAGAAAUAUGCCGGUCACUUUUAGAGUUGUAUUGGAGAGUUUGAGAAUGGCAAGCAUCAUAUCAUUCACAUUCAGAGAAGCUGUAGAAGAUGUUGAAUACAAAGGUUACCUUAUUCCUAAGGGUUGGAAGGUAAUGCCUUUAUUCAGAAAUAUUCAUCAUAACCCUGAAUUCUUUCACGAGCCUCACAAGUUUGAUCCAUCAAGAUUUGAGGUUGCACCAAGACCCAAUACAUUUAUGCCAUUUGGAAAUGGAGUACAUUCAUGUCCAGGGAAUGAACUUGCCAAAGUGGAGAUUCUUAUAUUACUGCACCACUUAAUAACAAAGUUCAGGUGGGAAGUGAUAGGAUCUCAAAGUGGGAUUCAAUAUGGCCCAUUUCCAGUCCCACAACAAGGAUUACCAGCAAGAUUUUGGAAAGCAGAAUCAGACAGUAAUAAUCAAACUCACCAUGGAUUGUCAUAAACUUAGGAGGGAUUGGGGUACCCCCUAGCUUAAUAUCUCUUACUAAGUUUCAUUUCAGCAAUUUUCAUAAUAAAAUUUUGAAGCAUUGAUCCUGCUACUACAUAUGUGAUCAAGUAUUCAAUCAUGCAUGGCCAUAUAUGUGUGCGUUAUACAGCGUCACGUACUCAGUACGUGCUCACACCUGUCAUCCUGUAAAUGAUUAAAGUAUGUGACAACCAGGAAGGGACAAGUGUAUUGGCCCAUAGAAAGAAGUGGUUUUUGU
Messenger RNA from Papaver somniferum (opium poppy), 1736 nucleotides. Its product is annotated as abscisic acid 8'-hydroxylase 4-like. Bases 23 to 1474 code for a protein of 483 amino acids. The record is from RefSeq and is a predicted model, not a curated record. NCBI's taxonomy places the organism in Eukaryota, Viridiplantae, Streptophyta, Magnoliopsida, Ranunculales, Papaveraceae. The transcript has 9 exons. Gene Ontology annotation, molecular function: (+)-abscisic acid 8'-hydroxylase activity; iron ion binding; heme binding. Gene Ontology annotation, biological process: sterol metabolic process.